Messenger RNA from Penicillium canescens, 1023 nucleotides. RefSeq lists its product as uncharacterized. Lineage: Eukaryota; Fungi; Ascomycota; Eurotiomycetes; Eurotiales; Aspergillaceae. The record is from RefSeq and is a predicted model, not a curated record. The coding region runs from base 1 to 1023 and encodes 340 amino acids. The transcript is spliced from 5 exons.
AUGCUAAGUCUAUUUAUUCUACUGCACUUGGGUGUUCGCAUCGCACAUGGCUAUCCUAGCCCUGCACACCAGCAAAGUGCCAGAACCGCACCGUCGCUAUUCCUCAAGACUCUCAGUGAAAGCAAUGAAACCGUUUUUACUCCUUAUAAAUCCCUUGAUUAUGGACGGUGGAAACCUGACAGCACUGUCUAUAACGGUGUUUCUAUGGUUGAGAAGCAUGCCGUUGUUGAUGGCAAAAACUUGACAUACCAGGACUUUGAUAUACCUGCACUCACAACAGAGCAGAUUAGGAAGUAUCUGAUGUCGACUCCAGAGUUUUUCAAUAGCGAUGGGAAACUAUCUUACACGCUUGAAGACGUUGAGAAAUACAGGCAUUCCCUAAUGUCAGCGGACCAUAAUAUGACUAUUGCUGUACCCAGUCGUUAUGCCAAAAGAAUCUUACCCCACACCACGGAUGUUGAGUGUGAGUUUGGCAGCAGUUCAUUCUGUAUACCGGAAUGCAGGAGAAGCUCGUCUAGGGCUGUUAUUCAGUCGACAAACCCGAACGUCUAUGGGGACUAUCAUUACGAAAGCGGCGCUUUGUGUGGCACAGGCUCUAUAUCAAAGAGCGUCUCCGUUACUGACGCGUCAGGGGUCAACAUUGGGGGCAGUGACAAUAUUCCCGGGUUGGGGAAAGGAUGGACGGGCGCACUAACAAAGUUUCUAAGCACCUUCGGGCUAUCAACUUCUCACAAUGCAAACACCGUCACAACCACUAUUUCCUAUUCCGGCACUUGUGGGCCACAUAAUGUCUGCUUUCUCUGGGAGAGACCCCAUUUUACCGUUGACAAAGGAGUCAUUAUUACUCAGGAGUUUGAUAUCGCCACCAAUAAGGCUUGCGGCUCUCCAACUGUGACGCCGUUUGAGGCCCAUAUAAUGCAUCAGGAUAGCGAUGCUGGAGGCGCUGGUAUGUACCUCUCCAUCUCAUCAGUUCCUAUGUUCUAUUUCACCUGCUUUGUCUUCCCUGCUCUGCUACAUCAUUAA